This is a messenger RNA of Rubroshorea leprosula, 1491 nucleotides long. NCBI's taxonomy places the organism in Eukaryota, Viridiplantae, Streptophyta, Magnoliopsida, Malvales, Dipterocarpaceae. The record is from the annotation of a GenBank genome assembly.
GAUUUUAAUUUAAUACAGAUAAUUUACAAUGUUACUAUGGUCUCUACCUAUUUUAAUUUUCACUGGGUACUUUACAAAAUGGUUACUAUUGCCUGCAGAUUUGCAAUGCCGUUGCUUUGGCAUCUUUACUUAAUGCAACUCUGGUUCUCCCCAAGUUUCUUUACAGCAAUCCAGUUUGGUGACAUAUACCAAGAGGAUUAUUUUAUAAAUACGUUGAAGGAAGAAGUGGAUAUUGUAAAGGAGCUUCCUCCUCAUUUGAAGUCAAUAGAUUUUGAAGCCAUUGGGAGCCUAAUAACUGAUUCAGAUAUUGAGAAGGAGGCAAAGCCUACUGAUUACCUCAGAAUUGUGCUUCCUCUCCUGCUGCGCAAUGGCGUUGUUCACUUCCUUGGAUUUGGAAACCGACUCGGUUUUGAUCCAUUGCCUUCUAACCUUCAGCAAGUUGGUUCAUUACUGGUCAAAAGGAUAAGGAAAAAUGGUGCUAGACAAAGUAUGCUUGAUAAACAAUUGCUUGGAGACUUCAUGGCUAACAUUUCUUCCAAAGAUGAAGAUGCUGCCAGAGGCCCAUAUAGAUAUCUUGCCUUACACUUAAGAUUUGAAGUGGAUAUGGUGGCAUAUUCCAUGUGUGAUUUUGGUGGUGGAGAAUAUGAGAAAAAGGAACUUAAAGCCUACAGAGAGACCCAUUUCCCACUGCUGAUUGAGCGGUUGAAGAACUCAAAGCCUAUUUCUCCAGCAGAACUGAGAAAGUUGGGGAGAUGCCCCAUGACACCAGAAGAAGCUGCAGUUGUUCUUGCUUCCUUUGGUUUUAAGCGUGGAACUUACAUCUAUCUUGCUGGAUCUCAGAUAUAUGGAGGAAAUUCCAGGAUGCAUCCCUUCACCAGUCUCUACCCCAAUCUGGUCACCAAGGAAACUCUCCUUACACCUAGUGAACUCGCACCUUUUAGGAAUUUUUCUUCUCAGCUAGCAGCGUUGGACUUCAUCGUCUGUGCAACUUCAGAUGUCUUUGCCAUGACAGAUUCCGGGAGCCAAUUAUCAUCCUUGGUGUCUGGAUAUCGGACAUACUAUGGUGGUGGCCAUGCACCAACCUUGCGUCCUAACAAGGGGAGGCUAGCAGCAAUUUUGUCAGAGAAUAGCACCAUAGCAUGGAAAAGUUUUGAAGACAGAGUUAGAAAAAUGAUUGAGGAAGGUCAAAGGGUGCAUGUGAGGGGUCGUGGUCGAAGCAUUUAUCGACAACCAAGGUCCCCAGAGUGCAUGUGUAAAUCUCAAUAGGUUGUUCUCUUUGAUUUUUCAUCCAUUUCAAAAUCAAAUUGUCUUCAAUUCUCCAUUUGCUAGAGCUGGUACUUUGGAGACAAAGUCUUCAGCAGUGGCGGGAGUCGUAAGGUUUCUCUUCUCUUUUCUUGUCCUUAUAUUGUUUCUAUUUUUUGUGUAUAUGAUUAGGCAAUCUCUUCCCAUGGCAACUUACAUUUUGAUUUCAAAUAAAAUGCAAUUCAUUCU